CAGUAUAUUGAGGUCUCAGGUACUAAAGGACGUUUAAUACUGACCACAGACCUCAUCCACCAUCUAGUGGUCAGAAAAAUAUCACACCCAUUUAAAACCCUAAAGUCCACAUUGGAGUUGUCUGCCAUUAUUUGUGGCUUUCGCACAUUUAGCUCCUUUUCCUUCUUUAGUUCAGCAUCUGUUUCGAGUCAUUCUGCAGAUUCUUUAUUGUACGGCUUCCAGUGCGCACAUCUGGUCGCUUGGGUUUUGGCCCCAGAUGUGGAGAGAAGAAGAAAAGAGGGGAGGAGAAGAUUGGCGAAGAGGGCGUGGAAGAAGAGACACAAAGGAAGUUGAAGAAAAUAAGAGGACAUCUGUGACUUUCACGCCACUUUUCCAACAGUGAGAGUUUGUGAAGGACAGCGAGGGCCGGAGAGAGAUAGAACAUUUUGGCAGGAAGUCAGUGUUUGUCCAGAGAGGUCACAGCAUGGCGCUCUUCCCGUUCUGCAAGACACCAACAGGAGCGCUCAGAAUGUCCAGGAUACAUCUCCUCCUCUACUUCCUGCUGCUGUCUCUUCUCGUAUACUUCCUCCACGGCCGUAAGGCGGGCGCCAACAUGAGGUCUCCUCAUCCUUACUUUCGCUCCAUGGAAUCCGCCAUCGGAAGAGAAAAGCCGGCCAUGGUCGACGCAGCAUCACCGCGAGCCCCUCAGCAAACGCCUUGGGGGGCUCCUCUAGUCUGGGGGGACAGCCGCACCUCGGUCAGGCGGAGAACUGAAUUUGCAGAAGGAGAAGUCCGGAUAGGCCUGCUGACCCUGGUGGUGGGAAAGUAUUCCCAGUUCGUGAGACGUUUCGUGUCCUCGGCAGAGGACUACUUCCUCCCCAGUCAGAAGGUCACCUACUACAUCCUCACAGAAAAACCUGGCACCUUUGAGCCUCCUAUGAAGUUGGGGCCCGGGCGGCAGCUGAAGGUGGUUCCUGUGGCAGAGUUCCCAGGCUGGGACAGGUUGGUGUAUCGCCGCAUGACCCUUUUGGCCGACACCAUCAAAGACCAAAUUGGCAAGAACAUCGAGUACAUUUUCUGCGCUGACGUCGACCAGGAGUUUGUGGCUCCGGUCGGAGAAGAAAUCCUGGGUGACCUGGUGGCCACCUUGCACCCGGAACUCUACGGCAAGCCGCGAAAGGCGCUUCCUUAUGAAAGCGACCGGGGGUCGUCGGCUUACGUGGAGGACGAGGAAGGUGACUACUACUACACCUCGGAGUUGUACGGCGGGCUGGUCCCGCAGGUCUACAGACUGGCCCGGAGUUGUUCCAUGCUCAUCCAGAAGGACCACGCCAACGGCGUGAUGGCGCGCGGCCGCGAAGAGAGCUAUUUGAACCGCUACCUGGUGGCUCACCCACCCAGCUGCGUGCUCUCGCCCGAGUACAGCUGGUGGGACUCGGGCCGGGCCGUGGACGUUCCUGUCAAGAGGCUGGUCUCCCUGGGGAGGCAAUGUGAGGCUUUUGAUGCUGAGAAGAGAGAGAAGCACCGAUGUUGAAGUCAUGGAGCUUCAUAUCUUCUUCUCAUGUGGGACAAUAGUAAGUACGCCUCCGCUACUUUGCUGCAUCAGACUCUGCUGGGCAGGAAGGAAAUGAGCAACUUGGCGCUGACAAGAGGACCAAGAAUUAUAACCCUGUCAGUCAUACCUUAAUAAAAACACAGUGAUAAGAUGGUA
This is a messenger RNA of Nerophis ophidion (straightnose pipefish), 1690 nucleotides long. Its product is annotated as globoside alpha-1,3-N-acetylgalactosaminyltransferase 1-like. Lineage: Eukaryota; Metazoa; Chordata; Actinopteri; Syngnathiformes; Syngnathidae. Gene Ontology annotation, molecular function: hexosyltransferase activity. The record is from RefSeq and is a predicted model, not a curated record. The transcript is spliced from 3 exons. Gene Ontology annotation, biological process: carbohydrate metabolic process. The coding region runs from base 464 to 1513 and encodes 349 amino acids. Gene Ontology annotation, cellular component: vesicle; membrane; Golgi apparatus.